This is a messenger RNA of Leptopilina boulardi, 4467 nucleotides long. RefSeq lists its product as uncharacterized. The transcript is spliced from 4 exons. The record is from RefSeq and is a predicted model, not a curated record. Bases 2832 to 4061 code for a protein of 409 amino acids. NCBI's taxonomy places the organism in Eukaryota, Metazoa, Arthropoda, Insecta, Hymenoptera, Figitidae.
GUGCUGGUGUCAGUUGAAACGUAGCGUUUGUGGUAGUGCUCGAUGUUGCGUUUAAAAUUGAAAAAAGGAGGCGUUAAAAUUUUUACUAUAUAUUCGGACGAAAUCCAUAAUUCUAUGGAAAUAUAAUAGAGUCCACUCCAAACAAAUCCGAUGCGGUAUCUGCACCUGUGCACGAAAAUAUUAAUAAACAGUUUCAACUGAACGACAGUAGUACAAGUGAAUCAGAGAUUUCAAAUUUGGACUCCGAUUAUGAUGAAGAAUUUUUGUACUAACUAUUCCACUCCUUUGCACUGACAUUAUGUUUAUAUUGACUGCCGAAUUUACUGUAAAAUUUGUAUUUGACAAAGAGAAGAUGAGCUUCCAGAAACUCCCCACAAUUCCCCCGCAGAAGGGGGUCUAGAGGUGGUUGAAGACCCCGGCUUCUAUGAGCUGUCUGCGGGGGAAGAUAAUGAGGAGCCACCACCGGCAUUCGAAACUCCACCACCAGGGGAAGGGGAAACUCCCAUUCCAGAGUCAGCCAACUCCUGGGUGACUCAAAUGGAGUUGCCGGUGGUGGUAAUUCCGAGGCGCCGCCACUAUCGCCACCGCCAUCGUCGUAGCUUCCACUACCGGCACACUCAUCGCCACCCCCAUCACCUUUCCACCGGUGGGUGGGUAUUAUUCAAUUUUUAUAAAAAUUUAUGCCUAAGGUUUUCUGAGGUCACUGAUUACGAAACUGAACUCAUUUUAAAACCCAAAUAUAUUAUUAUAAUAUAAAGUAACACUACUUAUUGUUACCUUUAAAAUGAUUUUAUGCUACAGUUUCGAAAAUUGUAUGUCCUAUGGCUUAUUAAGUCAUAGGUAAAUGUAGUUUAUAACAUUUUUUAAAUUUUUAAAAAUUUAAUUUUUUAAAAAUUUUUAAAAAAUUUUGUUUGCAUUUUUGGAUCCACCAUUUUAAAUUUUGAAAAAUUAAAUUCAUAUUCGUAAUCAGCGACCCCAUAAACCCCCGAGUAACAAAUUUUAGGCCAAUGGGAUCAAUUUUUUUAAAAGUCAUCCACCAUAUUGGAUCCGCUAUUUUGAAUUUUGAAAAACAAAGUUCAGAUUCAUAAUCAGCGACCCUAAAAACCCCCGAGUAACAAAUUUGAGGCCAAUGGGAUCACUUUUUUAAAAAGUCGUCCGCCAUAUUGAAUCCGCCAUUUUGAAUUUUGAAAAACAAAGUUCAGAUUCAUAAUCAGCGACCCCAAAAACCCCCGAGUAACAAAUUCGCCAUUAUAAAUUUUGUAAAACUAAGUUCAGAUUCGUAGUCAGCGACCCCACAAACCCCCGAGUAACAAAUUUUAGGCCAAUUGGAUGAAUUUUUUUAAAAGUCAUCCGCCAUAUUGCAUCCGCCAUUUUGAAUUUUGAAAAACAAAGUUCAGAUUCAUAAUCAGCGACCCCAAAAACCCCCGAGUAACAAAUUUGAGGCCAAUGGGAUCACUUUUUUAAAAAGUCGUCCGCCAUAUUGGAUUUUCCAUUUUGAAUUUUGGAAAAUUUUAAAUUCAGAUUAGUAGUCGCAGCGACCCCAAAAACUUUCGAGUGAGAAAUAUCAGCCAGAUUUAAACACAUCUAUUAGUUAAUACUUACUUUUCUUCACAAACUAUGCGUCGGACAGUUUAGGUUUAUAUUCAUUAUUAAUUAUACAGUUUUAAUGAAGUGUGCAAAGGUUAACGAUUUUUCUGUAUACUUUUAUAAUGCAUGAGAAGAGAUUACAAUGAGUUGGGAGCAUUUAGAAGCAAAAUUUAACAUGUGCUUUUCAAAUAUGUGGUUUUUUGAUAUGAGUUACGUUUUAAAAUUUAAUGUUUGAAGUCAUUGCAUUCUUUGUGUAAAGGAGGCACACAUUCCUGUAUGGGUUCAAGUUACUUCUUUUUAGGUAGAUAAUAUAAUCCCGUUGUGCCGUUACUCAAAAACCUUCGUUAAAAAAGUUAUAUCAGUUUAACUGAUAACUUGUAAAAAUUUUGAAAAAGUUGUCUCGCAAGUUUGAAGCUACAUAGUUUUUAUUCAAUUUGAGGCACAUCAUUGUUUUAUGGAUUUUUUAGUUCUUUACACUCCCACCUACUUCUAUUGCAAGCCACAAGACACUCAAUGUUUCGUUAAAAAAGUUACAGUCUAUAAAUUUAAAAAAACAGUCAAUAUCACACACUAGAAACUGUCGAUUUCACCACUUUAACUUACGUUCGUCAUUUCCUACAUAAUUAAAAAAAUUAUAUAACGCAUGAUACAUUUAAAAAGCUCUAUAAUUGGUCAAAUUAUGGUAUUGAAAAAUUAUUAAAAAAAUUCUUAAGGUAUCAUAAUGAGCGAUAACAUAAAGUUUAAACGUUCUAGAGAUAUGCCCAUAUAUCCUAUUGUAUAUAUAUAUUUUUAAAUGAUCGAGUUUACAAUGUCUGCGCAUGCGUGAAUAGUAUUCUGGGGGAGGCCCAUGCUAUUGCGCGUGCGCGGUUAUAUUUAGCUAUAAAUACAAGGAUUUCAAGCAGUGCAACUCAUUCUAUUCUGUGAGCUAGUGCAGCUUAGUCGCAGCAAAGCAAACUGUAAUAGAGCGAUCUUUUAUUUAUUGUAUUUUUUCUUGCGUUUUGACAGUUAAUUUUAUUUUAUAAGUUUUUUUUGUGUGCUUGGUUCUUUUUUUGCGUGUUAUUAGAUUAAGGAUUAGUAUAUAAGUACGUUUUUUCUUUUUUUUAUUAAUUUAUCUAUUAUUCAUUUUUUUUCUUUAUUUAUUACUAUAUUUAUUGUUCUUUAUUAUUAUUUUUUUGUUUAUAAAUUUUUUGUUCUAUUUUUAUAUUAUUUAUUUCUAUUGUUUUUUUAUUUAUUUUUACGCGACAAUGCCUGGUAAACGAAAGUUUGCAGGCAUUGUGAGACCUGCAAAGCGACCCAAUUAUCAGACCAUCCUUGAUGACUGCGAGGUCACCAUUGCACUUAUCAAAGAUGCUCUUGAAUUAGUCGCGAAUUUGCGCAAUGGCGCUGUUAAAAACGAAAUUAUAGCGCGAUGGGUUGCAGAAUGUUCUUGCAACGAACAAGUUUUAACAAGUCUUUUAAGAUCUAUGCAAUUUACGCAUGAGAAAAGUCGUUGCCAGAAGAUUCUACAAUUCAUUAUGAGAUUUAGAGUUUUGUUCGAAUCUCAAGCGGUAGAGGGCGGUGGUAUACAAGACCCUAAUAUUAAUAAUCGCGUGCGUUGGGCUAUGUGUGAGUCAGCGUUUGAUCAAAAUGGUCCGAUUAUCGUAUAUGGUGUUUUAAAUGCUAAUUUUAAAAGAGUGCAGAAUGAAGUGGAGGUAGUGCAGCCAAUUCCAUUCUCUUCUAAAUCUAACAGCAUUUUCCCCACAACUUUAUUGGAGGACUGGUUCGAAGUCAAUUUGAAGCAGCCAAUCCUGAGGAAUGUGGAGGAGUUCCAUGAGAAGGGAUCCAGCUGGAAUCUACAGUCUAUAGUUAAGUUAGAAAUUAAUGUUAAUAAAUAUAACCCUAUGCGUGCGAGUUCAUAUAUCAGUUUACCCCCAAAAAUAAGAGCCAAAAAUGCGUGUAUUAAUGUAGAAAAUGAAAAAGAUAAUAAGUGUUUUAAAUGGGCUAUACUUUCCGCUUUACAUGACGUGUCACAUCCCAAACAUGUGUCUAGUUACAUUGAUAUUGAAAAUGAAUUAAAUUUUGAUGGUAUUGAAUUCCCUGUAGCGCUGAAAAGUAUACCUAAAUUUGAAAUGCUCAACAAUAUCUCGAUAAAUGUAUACGGUCUUACCAAAAGAUAUAGUAAUUUCUCUGUUCAUCCUCUUCAUCUGACCGCAGAGAAGAUGGAUCAGCAUGUAAACCUGUUACAUGUAGUAGAUUAUUAUAUAGAUGAAAGUGUAAAUGAAGAUAAUGUAAACAAUGAUUCUAACGAUAUUGAUUUUAUGAAUUUCCACUAUGUUUGGAUUAAAAAUUUAUCUCGGUUAGUAUCCAAACAAUUGACUAACCAUAAAUGUAAAAAAUAUAUUUGUGAUCGUUGUUUACACUAUUUUUCAUCAGCGGAAAGAUUGAAUGUACACGAUGAAAAUUGUAAACGUAUGAAUGUAUGUAGCGUAAAAUAACCGAAUGCUGAAAAUUGUAAAAUUACCUUUAAAAAUUAUGAUAAUAAGGAGAAAGUUCCUUUUAUCAUCUAUGCCGACUGUGAAAGUUUACUUCUUCCCGUUGAAGAAGAUAUAGAUAAUUUAAGUAAAACUAAAAUUUUCCAGCGUCAUAAAUUGCUUAGUAUAGGUUAUUAUGUAAAAUGUAGUUACGAUGACUCAUUGUCCGUGUAUGUACCGUGUCCGAGGCAGGAAAAUGAUCCUGCUAAGUGGUUUGCUGACAAGUUAAGGCAAUUUUCCGAGAAAAUUGAUAAUGUAUUUAAGAAUCCUAUUUCUAUGGAUGCCUUAACUCCUCAGCAAAUCGCUGAUUUUAAGAAAGCAAGCGUAUGCCAUAUUUGCCGUAAGAAUAUAUCAGCUAAUGUUAAAAUGG